GCUGGGGAGGGGUCUGUUCCGGAAACCCCCGCCGGCCGGGAUGCCCCAGGAAGUUUGGCCUUCGGGGAGCCCCCGCCCCCUUGGCCGGUCCGGGUCUGGAAGCCGUGGUCGGGGGGCUGGGGGGCUGGGGGGCCGGGGUCGCCGGGCUGCGUGCUCGGCGCUGGCGGGCUGGCCGGGUUCCGGGCCGUCACUGUGACCUGGCCGAGCGCGAGCCGAACGCGCGGCCCUGCCAUUGUUCUCCGGGUUCAUCUUCCCAGGAGGCCCGUCCGCGGAGCUUCGUUUGUUUUUGUUUCCCUUUCUUUUCCGGCGGAGCCUGUAAGAGCUCCCCCUGUCCCCCCCGCCAUCUCCCCGGGAGCUCGCGGAGGGCGCUCCAGGCACACACUGUCCUCCAAAGGGGGAGGGACGGACGCAAGUGAGACCCCAUAACCGCCUGGGCUGCACACGCUGGGCCCCGCUUCUCCGUCGUCAGGUUUCUCAGCCGCGCCCGGAACCCGCCGGAUCCCCCUCCAUCCCCGCGAGCAUCUGUUUAGAGUUGAGCUUUGCCCCCCAGGGUGAGAGGCCUUUGACAGCAGCAGAAUAAAACGCCUGGCGUGUCACCAGGUCACGUCGGUCACCAGAUAAACCUUACGGAAGCGGGCAGCGGGUCGCCAUGGCCUCGCCAGCGGCUCAGCAGCUGGAGGAGGACGACGGCCUGAGGGGCUGCGAGCUCUACGUGCAGAAGCACGGCGCCCAGCAGGUGCUCAAGGACUGCAUCGUGCAGCUCUGCAUCUCCAAGCCCGAGCGCCCCAUGAGGUUCCUCCGGGAGCACUUCGAGAAGCUGGAGAAGGAAGAAAACCGACAGAUCCUGGCGCAGCAGAAGUCAGCCUCCCAGUCGGACUCGCACGAUGAGGAAGUGUCCCCGUUGCCGCCCAACCCGGUGGUGCAAGCCCGGCACCGGCGUGGGGGAGUGAGCGCCGAGGUGUACACAGAGGAGGAUGCCGUGUCCUACGUGCGGAAGAUUUCCAAAAAUUGUGACAUGCAGCUAGCAUUUCAAGAUUUCUGUCUACCCUCACUGGUCAUCCCCAAGGACUACAAGACUAUGACGGCACUGGCCAAAGCCAUCUCCAAGAACGUGCUCUUCGCUCACCUGGACGACAACGAGAGAAGCGACAUAUUCGAUGCCAUGUUCCCCGUCAUGCACAUCGCUGGGGAGACCGUCAUACAGCAAGGGGACGAAGGGGAUAACUUCUACGUAAUCGACCAAGGGGAAGUGGACGUGUAUGUGAGCGGAGAGUGGGUGACCAGCAUCAGUGAAGGCGGCAGCUUCGGGGAGCUGGCCCUCAUCUACGGCACCCCCAGGGCGGCGACUGUGAAGGCCAAGACGGACCUCAAGCUCUGGGGCAUCGACCGGGACAGCUACCGGCGCAUCCUCAUGGGCAGCACGCUGAGGAAGCGCAGGAUGUACGAGGAGUUUCUCAGCAAGGUCUCCAUCCUGGAGUCCCUGGAGAAGUGGGAGCGUCUGACUGUGGCUGACGCACUGGAGCCCGUCCAGUUUGAGGACGGAGAGAAGAUCGUGGUCCAGGGGGAGCCUGGGGACGACUUCUUCAUCAUCACAGAGGGCACAGCCUCCGUCCUCCAGCGCCGGUCCCCCGGUGAGGAGUAUGUGGAGGUGGGGCGCCUCGGGCCCUCCGACUACUUCGGGGAGAUCGCGCUGCUGCUGAACCGGCCCCGGGCGGCCACCGUGGUGGCCCGGGGGCCCCUCAAGUGCGUGAAGCUGGACCGGCCCCGCUUCGAGCGCGUGCUGGGCCCCUGCUCCGAGAUCCUCAAGAGGAACAUCCAGCGCUACAACAGCUUCAUCUCCCUCACCGUCUGAGCCGCGCUCCUGCUGCUGUGCGCGCGCACGUCCGGUCGAGGCUGGCAGCUGGCACCGCCCCUCCCUCGGGCUCACGCCUCCAGAGGUGGCGGCCCCCUCCCCGUCUCCCUUCCCCGUCUCCCACUGGCUCCUCUUAAGGGACCCGCCUUCCUCCCCACGUCUUCUGGGGUGAGGGGCCAGCUCUGGGAGGCUCUCCUCUCCUAGCAGGCUGGGCAGCUCCCGGUGGCCGACCCCUGUGAUGCGAAGCCACCCGGUCUGUGGCCAGGGUGUGGGGCGAUGACGUCCCAGGGGGUUCCCACAGGCACUCCUGGGCUUGGAGUGAGAAGCUGAGGCUGAAGAGAGAGAGGGUCCAGCCCCUCCCUCAAAUGCCCGCCCCCACAGAGGGUCCUCCCAAGAUGCCAGGGGUGGGAAGGCUCUGGCGGCUUAAGCUAGCUCCAGCCUCAGAGGGGGGUGGCCCCCCGGAGCCCACGGCAUGUUUAGGGGAGUGGGCGUGACCCUCCCCUCUCCUGGAAAGCUGGGCGCACUGACCAGUUUGCCUGACCGUCAGAGGCAGGGGUCAUCCUCAUUGGGCUGAGACGCCCAGGAGAGGAAGGGCACACCAUGUGAGCCUGGGGCUUUCCGAGGUGUGGUGAGCGCUGCUCUCGGGGCCGGGGGAGGCCCCACUGCCUUCCACGUCUUCGCAAAGCAGCUUCUUGGAGACUUGGGAGGAAGUGGAGGGAUUUUCUAAAACACUUUCUGGAUGAAGUUGUCAGGAACAGAGUCCCCUGUGAGUCAUUCUCCAGCAGACAAGCCUCCCGUUAACCAGGAGUCUCGCCCUGGUGGGAAAGCCCGUUAUCCGAGCCUCUCCCCUCCCCAUGUAGGAAGAAUGUGAGUCAGACCAGCCCUGGGCCCACACACCUAAGUCAUCAGUCAAUCCAUUCCCCCUCGGAAGUGUCGUCAGGCCAACUCUCACGUGAGCUGGAGGGGCCUGGGGCCCGUGCCCCAUGGGACUCCUGGUGACCUGAAGGACAAACGAAAGAGUGCAGUUACCCCGAUUUGCUGCUGCCCGUGCAGCCCGGGGGGGCUGCCUAGUCCGGGGUGACCCCUGCCGUUGCCUGUGGGUGUUUCUGUGGUGUGUAAGCCCUGCCCUCUUUAUUGUGAUGUUCUGAAUGCUGCAUGUGCUAUUAAAUGUGCAAUGACGUACAUCUUCCUGACUCCAUGUUUUGGUCUGAAAUCUUUCAUAGAAGAUUUCAUUCCUUUUGUUUU
Aethalodelphis obliquidens (Pacific white-sided dolphin) is the source of this 3097-nucleotide messenger RNA. It is a transcript of the gene PRKAR1B, whose product is annotated as protein kinase cAMP-dependent type I regulatory subunit beta. The coding region runs from base 650 to 1852 and encodes 400 amino acids. Gene Ontology annotation, cellular component: cAMP-dependent protein kinase complex; cytosol. NCBI's taxonomy places the organism in Eukaryota, Metazoa, Chordata, Mammalia, Artiodactyla, Delphinidae. Gene Ontology annotation, molecular function: cAMP-dependent protein kinase inhibitor activity; cAMP binding; protein kinase A catalytic subunit binding. The record is from RefSeq and is a predicted model, not a curated record. The transcript has 12 exons. Gene Ontology annotation, biological process: negative regulation of cAMP-dependent protein kinase activity.